AUGAACAAACUCCAGAGCGCGGCUUUCCGCGCGGCGGUCCGGCCCCGGGCGGUCCUUCGCUACAGCUCCACGUUGGCGGAGGAGCCCCACAACCAGAAGCUCCAGAGAGAAAAGGCCCUCGCAGAAGCGUUGGCCAGAGAGGAGGAAAACUUCCGCAAGGAGGCCAAAUUGCGAACCUUGAGAGAGCAGAGCAAGGCGUCGAUCGCACGCUUGAACACGGCUCCCGUCGACGAGAUGGCCAAGCGCGUGGAGGCCUUGAGUGCCCAGUUGGCAUCCAUAAACCAAGACAAGGUCAAGCAGUUGGACCAGGAAAUCGAGGAGUAUUUGUACAAGAACCUCCGUUUGCCCGAGUCCGAGCUUUUAAACCAGCCGUGGGCGGAAAAGUCCGCUAGAUCCGACACCGGUGCAGCUGCCACUGAGACCUCUUCCGAUGACAUUUCGAGAACGAUCCAAAGUACAACCAGUAGCAAGUAUACAAACAAGUACCCGGGGUUGAAGGUCACUCCCGACUAUAAGCCAUACUCCAAGCAGGAGUUGUUCUUGAGACACUUGAACCAUAUGAAGCGCAGUGGAGGCUUCGGCGCCGAGUUGAAAGACAUCUACAUCCCCAGCAAAGACGUUCUCGAUCCCCAGACUGUGUCUGAGUUGUCGAUUGCAUCGCUCAUGGCUGCUGGUUGUCAUUUGGGCCAUGCCAAACAGAUGUGGAGAUCUUCCACCCAACCGUUCAUUUAUGGAGAGUACAAUGGUGUCCAUUUGAUCGACUUAAAUGAGACUCUUUCCGCACUUAGGAGAACCGCAAAGGUCGUCAAGGGUGUUGCUAAAAAGGGUGGUGUCAUUCUUUAUGUCGGAACCACCAGACUCCAAGAACAGCUUGACGCUUUGGAGGCUGCCGCCAAGAGAAGUAAUGGAUACUACGUGUCCCACCGCUGGAUUCCAGGAACCAUCACGAACUUCACCAAGGUCACCCAGCAAUGUGGUGGUGCUCAGCGUGUCGAGGUCAACCUUGGAGACAAGAGCACCAACAGAUCCUUUGACUCGAGAGAUGAAACCAUCAUCAAGCCAGACUUGGUUGUGUUGAUGAACCCAGUCGACAACAGAUACUGUAUCCGUGAGUGUAUUAAGCUGAGAAUCCCCACCAUUGGUUUGUGCGACACAGACAUGGAGCCAUCUCUCUUGACCUACGCCGUUCCAUGUAAUGAUGACUCCAUGAGAGCAAGUUCUCUCGUUUUGGGAGUUUUGUCCAAGGCCGCCGAGGAGGGUGUUGAGGAAAGACGUCUGCAAUUCUUGGCUUAUGAGCAAGCCAAGAAGCUGUCGUCGAUCCAGAGAAGACAAUAG
Messenger RNA from Australozyma saopauloensis, 1335 nucleotides. Its product is annotated as mitochondrial 37S ribosomal protein uS2m. The coding region runs from base 1 to 1335 and encodes 444 amino acids. Gene Ontology annotation, biological process: translation. The record is from RefSeq and is a predicted model, not a curated record. Lineage: Eukaryota; Fungi; Ascomycota; Pichiomycetes; Serinales; Metschnikowiaceae. Gene Ontology annotation, cellular component: mitochondrial small ribosomal subunit; ribosome. The transcript has a single exon. Gene Ontology annotation, molecular function: structural constituent of ribosome.